Messenger RNA from Paramecium sonneborni, 291 nucleotides. The record is from the annotation of a GenBank genome assembly. NCBI's taxonomy places the organism in Eukaryota, Ciliophora, Oligohymenophorea, Peniculida, Parameciidae.
AUGAUGAUAGUUUAAAUGAAUAUUCACAUGAAGUAUUGGAAUAUUAAUAAGAAAUGUAAGAUAAAGAGAUUACAAUAAAAAAUCUUGAAAAAAUGUUUUAGAGAAGAAAUAAUACAGGAUUUAGUUAAAUAAGGAAGAUUUCUAAGAGUCCACAUCUAGUGUAAAUUUAGAUUAUAGUAAAAUGAAAUGUUUAGAUUAAUUUUAAAAAAGAUAAAGAAUCUAUAAAAGCAGGGAAUACUUUCAAUAUCAAAUUAUGAUCUUAUGUUGUUAGUGCAUUUAACAAAAUAAUGA